AUGGCCGAGAACGAGGCUGUUGCAGCUGCCCCGCCCCCUUACGUCGGAGCAGGAAGCAGUGAUGUCUGCUUGGAGGCGGAGGCGGCGGCUUCUCUCCGCGCGGAGCCCGGCCCGGCGUCCGAGGAGAAGGCGGGAGCCCGGCCGAAGCAGAGAGGGGGAAGAAUCGUGCCCUCACGAUACCUGGACUAUCAAAAAGGAUCUGGAAAGGCCGCUGCCAAAGCCACAGCUGACCCUCAUGAGGUUUUGCAGUCCACUUUGGUGGAGAGCCACGGAAGAUCCCGGCCGGAACUAGAGGUCUCUGCCAUCAAAAGCAAAAGCUGCCCCAGAGCAUCGAGUUCAAAACACCACCUAAAAGCCACCCCCCGAGAAAAGCAGAGCCAGGUCUCUCCUGAUUCUGAUGACCUGAUUAGGAUGCUGGAAUCGGAGACACUUCUGUUGACCUAUGCCUCCCUAAAGAUGGAGAAGAAUACCGCUUUCUUGGAAGGGCAGGCCGAGAGGAACCUGCUAACCCUCAGCAGGGAGGCUGCGAGGCUGCAGGCGGACGCCCAGAAGAAACUGUGCAGGCUGCAGCGCCUAAGGAAGGACCGCCAGCUCUCUGAGUCGCUGGACAGACAGCUGGAAGUGCUUGGUCCCGUUUUUGAGCAGAGCCGGGCAUUCGAAAAAGCAGCUCUACUUUGGCUAGGCCCAAACCCCCAGGCUUGCCCCCCUCCAGGCAAAUCCAACAGCAAGGGGCCGGCAGCUGAAGCCGCCCUCUGCCAAGCUGCUUGA
Molecule: messenger RNA, 768 nt
Organism: Lacerta agilis (Sand lizard)
Lineage: Eukaryota; Metazoa; Chordata; Lepidosauria; Squamata; Lacertidae
Product: HAUS augmin-like complex subunit 8
Exons: 2
Coding region: 1-768 (255 amino acids)
Source: RefSeq, a predicted model, not a curated record